UCAGUACCUACUCCAUCGCGUCGCGUGUCGUUUGGCCCGCAUAUCAUUACCGCAAAUUAUCAGUCAAACCUUCCGGAGUGAAAACCAGUGUUCUGUUAUAAUAACUUCGCGAUGCUUCGCCCGUUUUUGGAUGCUUUUUGGAACGAAGACGUGUGGUUGCCGCCCAACACUACGUGGGCAGAUAUAGCGCCGGGCCCAGACAAAACGGUCACCUAUACCGACCAUCGGCAUGUUUUUCUUCCGAUCCCCAUGGCCCUGGUGUUUAUAGCGCUACGCUUCGUCUUAGAGAAAUAUGUGUUUGCUCCGUUUGGCAAGUCACUAGGCAUUAAGGAUGGUAGAAAUAAGAAGGCCGCACCCAACCCGAAAUUGGAAGCCGCCUAUAGGGCCAACCCUGCUUCGAAAAAGCUGGCAGCCCUAGCGAAGCAGACCGAUAUGUCGGAGCGGCAGGUCGAGCGCUGGUGGCGCCUCCGUCGGUCCCAGGACAAGCCCUCCACGCUAGUCAAGUUCUGCGAGAACGCGUGGAAGUGCUCCUUCUAUGUCUGCAACUUUAUCUUCGGGAUAGUCAUACUGUGGAACAAGAAAUGGCUGUGGGAUAUAAACCAUGCUUAUAUAGGAUAUCCUCACCAGGGUCUAACGAACGACGUGUGGUGGUACUACAUGAUUUCCUCAGCCUUCUACUGGUCGCUCACCAUAUCGCAGUUCCACGACGUGAAACGGAAGGAUUUCUGGCAGAUGUUCGUCCAUCACCUGGCCACCAUCAUGCUGUUAUCAUUCAGCUGGAUCUGCAAUCUGCACAGGAUAGGGACGCUAGUCCUGUUGGUGCAUGAUUGUGCCGAUAUAUUUGUUGAAGCGGUGAAGGCCACCAAAUACGCGAACUAUCAGAGGACGUGCGACACGCUGUUUCUGGGGCUCAUCGUCACCUGGAUCACCACGAGGAUCUUCAUCUACCCCUACUACAUUAUCUGGAGCACGCUUAUUCGAGCGCCGAUGCUCCUACCCAUGUUCCCGGCCUACUAUAUCUUCAACUCGCUGCUCUGCCUACUGCUGGUGCUGCACGUGGUGUGGACGUGGCUUAUACUGCAGAUCGCAUACAAGGCCAUAUAUGCUGGAAAGAUGGACGGCGACAUCCGCAGCAGUUCAGAUGAGCUGAGCGACAGUUCCAACCGCUCCAACGGGACGGCGCGACCACACAAAGACUAAUAAUCCGAGGAACGCGCUGCAAACCAGGAAACACUGGACUGAAUAUUGUGUACAGUUUCAUUUCACUCCUAUUAUAUUAAGUACUGGCCUUGCCGCUCAUUUACUUGUAAAUCUAUUUAGAUUUCAAACCGGCAAUCUAUUCAAAAACUUUUGAAAAAACGCUUCCACCUGUAUUAAGUUACAUUUCAUUAAAUAGGCCUGUGCUAGAAUAAAUGCGUUCAGCUAAGUGGAAUAAAUCAAAUAAAUAAAAGGUACUGCCUUUAAGGCAGUGAUUCAAUUUUCCAAAGUUCCACCUAAAUGCUGGUGGGAAACGUGUUAAAAAUAGUAUGAAAGUAUUGAAAAAAUGAUUCGAUUAAUCGUUAAACCUGUUAUUUACAACAGAAAAAUAGAAUAAUUAGAAGAUUUGAAACAUCGAUUAGUUUGCUUUCAAUUCUCAUUACAAAUUAGAAGUACCUAUUAAAAGAGUAAGCAAUAUUCCACUACAAAUGCUUCCUUAUUACAACAUUUUUUGCCUCGGCUUUAACUAUUUUAUUGCUAAAUGUAAUAUUUUGCGACACACAUCUACUUAUAUUGCAGAGAUGCAUAAAAAUAAUUUGUAAUACCUACUACAACUAAAUGUUGUAUGUAUAGAAAAUUAUGUGCACUAAUAGAACAUUGUCACAAUGACAAGUAUAAUAGUUAUUUUGUAACAUUCUACGUUCUUUAUAGAGAACGUUUUCUCGUGUCUUUCCAGAUGAAUGAGAUAAGUUAUUAUAGAACCAUUAUGAUGAAAUUUAACCCUUUGAACGCCACGCCUAGUGCGGCGCGUGAUUGUGAACCUUGUCGGAAUGCACGAAGGUUGACAUUGGGCUGGCCGCGCGCGUCAGUUGACGUCUUUGACGAUCAAAGUGUUAAUAAAAGAGAUAACUGAAACUAUCAAUACUAUUCGUAAAAUAACUACAAGACCACGGUUCUUUAUGUACCAGUUUUGGAUGCUUUUAAACCACUCCGUAGACACUUCCACGAUUUUUUUAAACAUGUACCGAUUUAGUCUAAAAAUGGUUUUCGAAAUGAAUUUUUAGGACACGUAGUGUAUACUUGAGAGUAUAGUUUUGUACAGUUAUGGAAUUGCAUUUUUGAAAGCGACUUUUCACAAUUGACAGUGACUAUGUAACCCUUUACCAGGCUGACAGUUCAAAAAUGACAAUCGCAUGUCAGUCUUACUGAUCAAAUAUAGAAAUUUGAAGUGCCCUAUGUGGGAAAUAUAUAUCCCAUGGCCUGGUAAAAGGUUAAUGAAACGCGUGCGACAAAGAUAAGUAAUAUUAAGUCGUGCGACAUGUUAUAUAGGUAUGCUCCUGUUUAGCUGUACGUGUAUUUAUAUUCUUUUUUUUAUGUUGUCUUUAAGUAGUAGGCGUAGUAGCGUAUUUAAAAAUGCAAUUUCGUCUACUAAAUAUACCAAAUGUAAGAGCUAACUAUAUUUAACGCGGCUGGGACCAUUUAGUCGGUUUUAGUUGUUCUACUUAUAUGUGACGUUUUCAACCAAAAGGUGCCACAUUUUCGGUUGUUGAUAAGGUUGAUUUUAAAGUUGAAGCUAUAUGGAAAUAGCGCCUUAUUGACAACCGACAAUAAGUACCCUUUUAUUUGAAAAUAGCACAUAAGUAGGGUCUACAAUAGAAGUUAUAUUAACGUCCAGCAGAUUGAUUACGCAUAGGUACACUUAACCCUUUACAAGGCUGACAUUUCAAAAUUGACAAUCGAGAAUAGAACACAUGUUUGAAGUGCCGUAUGUGGGAAAUAUAUAUCCCUUAGCAUGGUAAAGGGUUAAAUAGUCGUAAACUGUUAAAACAAAUGCCUCUGAAAUGUUAUACAUAUAAUAUCGUUGAAAUACUUCUAUUGUGGUCCUGUCAGAUUUGCUCCUAGACUAGUGUUAUAAUUAUAAUUUCCAAAUAAUACGUAAAUUUGUAUAAAGAAUAGGCGACUUUUACGUGGUAUCAUAAGGUUAGUAAAACUAGUAUUUUCUCCAUUAUCCACAUUUUUGAAUUCUGUUCGGUAUACAUAUAGUCCAUAUAUAACAUUUUUAAUUAACCGUUUGAACGCCACACCUAUCGUGCGCAGCGCGACAUCGUGAUACUUGUCGGAAUGCACGAAGCGAAGUUUGAUAUUGGCCUGUAACCGCGCGCAUCAGAGGGCCUACCGCGAACCACGUUCGUCGUGUUGCCUCCCUGUCACACUUACGUACGAACAAGUGUGACAGAGAGGCAACACGUGGAACGUGGUUCGCGGUAGGCCGUCAGUUGACGUCUUUAGCGAUCAAAAAGUUAAUGGUUUUUUUAAGAGCUAAAUAUCCUUUAAUUGUAUUCAUCAAUACAAAAUUAUUUACGGUUUUAAUUAAGCCUUAUUAAGGAAGAGGGAAUAUAUUUCCCACAUAAUUUUGGACUUUUAAAGUGGCAGGGUUCAAUUUUGCAUAAUUUCUGACACCCUUAUGCCUUAGAUUGGAUGGUUUAUUUUAUGAAAGACAGUUAAUUAUAUAUUAUUUAAAGGGUUAAAAGACGUUUAGCUCAAAAAGCGAUAAUGAUACCACGAUAAACGUAGCCUUAAUAAAACAACACAGUAUUGUAAGUGUGCGAAAUGAGAUUAAUUUAUUAUAUUUUAAUACUAUCUCUACUAUUGAUAUUACAUUUUGAUAACCACUCGACUAUAACAUGAAAAUUUAUAUGUACUUAUAUAUUUACCUAUACUAUACAUAGAAAGUUAAAAAAAUGACCAGAGGGUCGAAAAAAAUAUCGAACUCACUAUAACCAAAGAGUUAUUCAUUGUAGAAAAGGGGAAAGUCUAAUAAGAACAAUAAUGGCUCGAGUUUGACAGCAAGCCUAGGUGGCGCUAUAUAUCUUGUGGUAACUGAAUUGCCGAAUGUCGACUUUUGACAGAGUUAGCAUAAUGUAAAUGUAUAGAGCCUUACAGCGACGUUUACUGUCAAAGUUUUCGUAGCGCUACGCUCGUAGCCGAUCCCAGUGUUUUCCCGCUUUGUAGAGGAAAGCGACUUCGAACAGAGAACCCGCCGAGUUUCCGGCACUCGAAUGUGUUAAAUGUCACAUUCGAAGUAAGUUUAUUUCUAAGAUAUCACACAUUGUACUUGUACAAUUGGGUUAUUUGCGGAUGGUCUAGAACGCAAAAUGACUAGUGUAAUAUUUUGUCUAUAUCGCAAUUAGUCUACAUCGCAAACGAUCUAGAACGCAAAAUGCCCACAUUAUUUUUUCCGUUUUAUCUUAACUUUAUAGCGAUGUCGACGGAGCCCCGCUACCGCUAUUCUGUGCUGUUUGGCCUUCGGCCAUUUGAAGAUACCUAACGAACCUAACCUACCUAUGUAAAAAUGUGGUGAUAUAAAAAGUGGGCAUUUUGCGUUAUAGACCGUUUGCGAUGUAGACUAAUUGCGAUACAGACAAAAUAUUACACCCUUCCACACAUCGAUUGAAACCACUUUUCUACCCUACCCACAUAUGUAUUACCUAACCCUUUGCCUAUUUACUUAUGAUUGUUUUAAUGUAAUAAAUUUUUGUUAUAUGAAAAAUAUUACACUAGUCAUUUUGCGUCCUAGACCGUCCGCGAUUGACCCGUACAAUUGAUGAUAUUUUUUGCUAUAACAGUGAGAUCUAAAAUAAUAUCACUACUUAUACCUACUCACUUUACAUCCUGUGUUAAAUUUUUUGAUGAAUCUUGCUUUGAACUAUUUACGUUCGAAACAUACUAUUCAUACAUAUUAGUAUUAGAUGUUGUACCUAUUUAUACAUAUACAUAUGUACAGUCAAAUUUUUGUCUAAAAUUGAUAAAAUUUUCUACUAUUGUUUUAAGUAAUUUGUAGAUAUUGUAUCAAAAUUGCAUGGAACGAUAUUUUCGUGUAUUUUUAUACAGUAUGUGUCUGACCAUGGGGCUUUAAUUCCAGGGCUUGAUUUUGCUCGCUAAACUGAGCUACUUUUACUAUGGGACCAACCCUAAAAUCGGGGAUUUUUUUGGCUUUUCCAUAGAAAACGUCGACAUCUGAUCAGCCAAAAUAUAUGAAAAAAGUAAAAAAAAAAAUCGGGAUUUCAGGGUUGGUGCCAUAAUAACAGUAGCUCAGUUUAGCGAGUAGAAUCGAGCCCUGGAUUUAAAGCCCGAUGCGAUGGUCAGUAACACCCUGUAUGUUUUGGCAAUGAUCACGAACAAAAAACAUUGUUUAUUUCAUUUGAAUUAGAAUUUACAUUUUUAUUUUCAUUUGAACUUUUAAGAGCAUUUUAGUUUACAUGAGUAACAUUGUCUAUUUAUUUUUAAUUUGAUAUUUAAACUGCAAACCUAAUUCAAGACCAAAAAAAGUAAGAAAUGUUGCCACUUUUUUACUAGCGCGUCUUGUAUUUAUGUAAAAAUAAGUAAAUAAAAGUACUUUUUUCAAUCGUAGGAGUAAAAUUACUAAUAAAUAAAUUAUCUUAGCGUGAUUAUUUUAAGGAAUUUACUAAUUUACAAACAAAUUAUUGCAGUGGCAACAUUGUCUUACUUUUUUGGUCUUGAAUUACGUUUUGCAGUAUACAGCAUUAUUUUUCUUGGGUAUAACUGUAUAUAAAAUAAUUAGGUAAUUAUACUAAUUAUGGAAAACAAGCAGAUACGUUUGAGAGCUUGUUUUUUGUUUCUUAUUAUUUACAACAUACAAUAAAUUAAAGUACGGUCACAAAAGAUGUCGCAUAUCGGCACUACAUUGCAAAAAAACUUGUGACCAUCACAAAUACAGAUAUGUAGUUUUAGUUAGAAUCCCUUUAGUUCCACGGACGCGAUAUCGGGUCAGCAAUGACAGACAAAAUUCAACUCUAAAAUUAAAACCUUAAGGUCGUUUUUUCGCUGGCAGUUUCUGGAACUCGAGGGAUUGGUGUGUCCGAGUUGUUAAAAUUUAGAAAUUCACAAAAUAUUGGUUUGACCCUGAUCCUGUAGAUCAGCGGUCGGCAAGCUUUUAGCAGCCAAGGGCCACAUAAAAGUUAACGAAGAUGACGCGGGCCGCACUUUGGUAAUAUUUGUGACUUUAGCAAGCAUUGUCAUUCUUCAGUAUUACAUACAAAAUAUCCAGGGAGGCUCGCGGGCCGCAAGCGAGAGGU
Messenger RNA from Cydia fagiglandana, 6293 nucleotides. Its product is annotated as ceramide synthase 6-like. The transcript is spliced from 8 exons. Bases 112 to 1200 code for a protein of 362 amino acids. Gene Ontology annotation, cellular component: membrane. The record is from RefSeq and is a predicted model, not a curated record. Gene Ontology annotation, biological process: ceramide biosynthetic process. Gene Ontology annotation, molecular function: DNA binding; sphingosine N-acyltransferase activity. Lineage: Eukaryota; Metazoa; Arthropoda; Insecta; Lepidoptera; Tortricidae.